This is a messenger RNA of Cuscuta campestris, 917 nucleotides long. The record is from the annotation of a GenBank genome assembly. NCBI's taxonomy places the organism in Eukaryota, Viridiplantae, Streptophyta, Magnoliopsida, Solanales, Convolvulaceae.
GUAUAUUUUCUAAAUCAUUUCCAAUUUCCAAUAUGUAUUUUGGUUUUUUAUUUUAAGUUUGUGACUAACGCUUUUUCAAUUGUAGGCGACAUUGGGUGUUAGUUGUAAUAUGUUUGUUUGAAAACAAAGUGUAUUUUCUAAACUCAAUCAAGUCGACCGGAGGGCAUAAGAAACGGAAGGUCUUGGCGGUUACUUUGGGAACGACAUAUGCCUCAGCUUAAGGCUCGACCGGAUUGGGUUGAUGUUCCCGGAGUACCCCAACAAGAUGGGAACGUUGAGUGUGGUUAUUAUACAAUGCGAUUUUGUUGGCUCAUCGUCAAUAUGUGUGCACAAUGUUCAGUACCGUUAUCCGAGGUAUUUCAGUCUACUAUGCCUUAUACUAGAGCUGAGUUAGAUGAGAUUAGAGAGUUUUGGGCGAGGGGUUUUCUCGAUGAACUUGUAUAAGUCCCAUUUGUGUUGUAUAGCAUAAUUAAAUUUUUUCCAAUUUCUUCCGGUUCCUUCCAGUUUCUUCCAAUUUCUUCGAACAUCCAGCUCUUUUUUUCCAGUUCUAAAGAACAGGCCCUUAGUAAAGGUUCUUGUCUAAAGUAUGGCUACUACAAAAUCGGGCUUUAGCAUCAUUUUUUUUCUUUUUUCUCUUUCCAGUUUUCCAGGCUUGAAUUGUCCUGUCCACGGAUGAAGUUAUGAUGUAGAUGUCUUUACUCUUUUGGAUGAUAACUUACACUGGUUACCUGAAAAAAAUAAAAAUCAGGGAUCACAAUCAAACAAAUCAUAAGAAGAGGUAAAUUUUGAGUCCUAAACAAAUGCAAUUAUAACUACACAAGGCAGUAUCAUUGGGCAUAGGAAUAAAACCAAGGGCAAACAGUUAUCCACACUUGGUAUUACGUUGCAAUCAGAGAAAAUAAAUUGCAGAGAUACCA